AUGGCGAACGAAGGGUCUUCUUCUUUCUUUCCGGCGCCGGGGUUCAAGUUCACAGAGAUCAGUAGGCAAGUGAAAAAGACCUUCAAGCCCUCCUCCAAUGGGGCCACCUUCCUUCCCCGCCUCCUCCGAAUCUCCGUCGUCGACGGCGACGCCACCGACUCCUCUUCCGACGAGGAAGACGAAUUCUUCCCCUCCCAUCGCUGCCGCCGCGUUAAGCGAUACGUCCAAGAGAUUACCGUGGAGGAAGUCUCCCAAGUCUCCCUGAGAGCCACCACCACCGCCUUCGCCGGCGGUAAGGCCAAGCUCUGCGAGGCCGAGAAGCCGGCAGCGCCGCCGAAGAGGUACCGAGGGGUCCGGCAGCGGCCGUGGGGGAAGUGGGCCGCCGAGAUUCGCGAUCCGUCGACGAAGACGCGCAUCUGGUUGGGCACAUUCGACACGGCGGAGGCAGCCGCCAUGGCCUACGACCGCGCCGCUGUGAAGCUCCGCGGCGCCGACGCCCUCUGCAACCUCCCCAACUCCGGCGAGGAGCCCCUCGUCGAUGCCUCCUCAUCUCCAAAGUCAGUGCUCUGGUAUGCCUCCAAGGGUGAGGAGGAGCAGAAGAAGAGGAACCUCCCAAGGGACCGAGAGUCCCCGGCGACGAAGAGAACCAAGGCGGCGGAGGAGGAGGAGGAGGUGGUGGGCAGGCCGCGCAACCCGAUUUUCGAGGAUCUGGAGAUUGGGUUGAGCAAGGACUUGGAGGCGCUGCUGCUGCCGUUGAACGAUCCGCCGCCGAUGGACUUCUCGCCGGCGGCACCGCCUCCGCCGGGGUUUCCCUUCGCGGAGAUGGACGACUACGAGAGCGUCGCCGUGGAGGCGGAGGAGCCCCUUCAGCUGACAGUGGAUUCCACGUGGCAGGUGGAGGAGGAAUUCGGAGAUCUCGCGGACAUUGACGAGUUCUUCAAUUCCGAUGGCCAGGACAGCUCCUGA
Molecule: messenger RNA, 966 nt
Organism: Spirodela intermedia
Lineage: Eukaryota; Viridiplantae; Streptophyta; Magnoliopsida; Alismatales; Araceae
Source: the annotation of a GenBank genome assembly